Molecule: messenger RNA, 1141 nt
Organism: Grammomys surdaster
Lineage: Eukaryota; Metazoa; Chordata; Mammalia; Rodentia; Muridae
Product: ubiquitin-conjugating enzyme E2 Q2-like
Exons: 2
Source: RefSeq, a predicted model, not a curated record
AUGAGGGGAAGACGUCUGUGUCAGGGCUCAAGGCUGAGCUGACGUUCCUGGCUUCCAUCUUUGACAAGAACAACGAGCGAUUCGGCAUCGUCAGCUGGAAGCUGGACGAGCUGCACUGCCAGUUCCUGGUGUCUCCACCACCGCUGCCUGGCAGCUCUCAUUCGCCUCCUUCACCUCUCACACUCCACUGCAACAUCACGGAAUCUUACCCACCUUCUUCACCAAUAUGGUUUGUGGACUCUGAUGACCCAAAUCUGACAUCAGUUCUGGAAUGCUUAGAAGAUACUAAGAACAACAAUCAACCACUACCCACGGGUCAGAAUGGGACAACUGAAGAAGUAUCUUCAGAAGAGGAGGAAGAAGAGGAAAUGGCUGAAGAUAUAGAAGACUUGGAUCACUAUGAGAUGAAGGAAGAAGAGCCUAUUAAUGGGAAAAAGUCAGAGGACAAAGGGAUUGAGAAAGAAAAUUUGGCAAUAUUGGAGAAAAUCAGGAAGACUCAAAGGCAAGACCAUUUAAAUGGUGCAGUGUCUGUGUCAGUACAAGCAUCAGAUAGACUCAUGAAGGAUCUCAGGGACAUCUACAGAUCACAGAGCUACAAGGCAGGGAUUUAUUCAGUGGAGCUAAUAAAUGACAGCUUAUAUGACUGGCAUGUCAAACUACAUAAGGUUGACUCUGAUAGUCCUUUGAACAGUGAUCUUCAGAUCUUAAAAGAAAAAGAAGACAUAGAAUAUGUUUUGCUUAACUUCUCUUUUAAGGAUAAUUUUCCAUUUGAUCCUUCGUUUGUUCGAGUGAUGUUACCUAUUCUCUCAGGAGGGUACGUGUUGGGUGGAGGAGCACUGUGUACGGAACUUCUCACAAAACAGGGCUGGAGCAGUGCCUACUCAACAGAAUCUGGCAUCAUGCAGAUCAAUGCCACCUUAGUGAAAAGCAAAGCCCGGGUGCAGUUUGGAGCAAAUAAGAAUCAGUAUAAUCUAGCACGAGCCCAACAGUCCUAUAAUUCCAUUGUACAGAUACAUGAGAAAAAUGGCUGGUACACACCUCCAAAGGAAGAUGGCUAACUACAUUGACAUAUAUCUGGACCAAUGUUGCUUUAAAGAAAAUUGUUCCAACGUACAGACAUAAGCUUUCGAGUGCCCGUGUA